AUGCAUGCAUUUAUUUUUGUCGGCUGUUUUGGGGGUCAUCUCAAACGAGAGGGGGAUGGCCUGCGUUGGCCCCAGCCAGCGGCCGUCGCCAGCACUUUGCGUAAUUUUGAGCAUAGUUACGACACGGGACCGCUGCGAGAGAGUGUGUGCGCGCGGGAUAAGAGGCACUGCAGCGGAGUUGGGAUGUUCAAGGAACGCGAAAUGCGCAUUCCUGAUCGUCCACUGCCCAUCAACUCCGUCGUGAACUACGGAGGAUGUAUCUCUUCAUUGUUCAACAACAUGCGGGUUUGCUGCAACGUCUCCCAUUGUUGGACUUUUGUGGCCCAUCGGUCGGGUCGCAUAUCUUUCGAAUAUGCGUCGAAGCGCAAAAGCGCCCUUGACGUGAUCAAAGUGCAGACCCAGCGGAAAAUUCAAACAAAUCAGCGUCCAGACAGGAAUCACCCAGCCUCCUCAGAAAGAAAGUUUGGCAUUUAA
Messenger RNA from Coccidioides immitis RS, 474 nucleotides. RefSeq lists its product as uncharacterized. The record is from RefSeq and is a predicted model, not a curated record. The transcript has 3 exons. Lineage: Eukaryota; Fungi; Ascomycota; Eurotiomycetes; Onygenales; Onygenaceae. Bases 1 to 474 code for a protein of 157 amino acids.